Exophiala bonariae is the source of this 1605-nucleotide messenger RNA. RefSeq lists its product as uncharacterized. The transcript is spliced from 2 exons. The record is from RefSeq and is a predicted model, not a curated record. NCBI's taxonomy places the organism in Eukaryota, Fungi, Ascomycota, Eurotiomycetes, Chaetothyriales, Herpotrichiellaceae. Bases 1 to 1605 code for a protein of 534 amino acids.
AUGGGCGACCCAGAUACGAUCACUCUUGAUGCAAUAGAGGCUGCAUUCCCAAAUGAAGCCAUUCUCAUCGACGAGAGCUGGGAUCAUCCUCACUUCCUUGAUGGCUUUGACUGGCAACUACCUACCUUGGGUGUAGAGCAUUGGUUAGACGACAUCGAUAGCUUCUCUCUCGAGAACGACAAUUGGUCGAGGAAUCCAAUCUUUCUGGAAACAGAAAGCACUUCUCAAAUGGAUGUCGCAAUUACCAUGAUAAGAGACUUUUUCCAACGCCGCUCGAGGGCACCGACCCCGACGAGACAGGAAUCGAAACACAUGUGGCACCAGUGGUAUUCUGCGCCUCCACACCUUCAGAUAUACGAUGAGGAGGUCAUCAACGUCCUCCUCAAUUUGGCCAAGACUCACAUUUCCAGUACCUUUAGCCUAUUUUCAGACUUUGAAACCACGCCAGACAUGAAGGAAGAGCUUUGCCUCGCAAUGGCUGCAGUUGGAGGACUUUUCUGCACGGUUUCAGAAAGUGCUAAGGUCGCUAAGAAGCUACACAAUGAUGCUCGGAGAAUGCAACUUGAAGCGUGCCUGCCGCCACUCAUGAUCCAUUACCGAGCGGCCAUAGAUGCGGCGAAGACAUCUAUCCUCCUCGAGAUCUAUGGGCUGUGCAGUGGUGAUAAAAGGAGUUACGAGCUUGUUGAAGCUUAUCACGCGGAAACUUUACGCACCAUACGUUUGUGUUGGAUAUCUCCCUUUGAUGGAGACCCGGUUGAGCGAGAAAAACAGCUGAGGUUGCUCUCUGAGGCUGUUCGUAUUCUUGACAGCUACCGUGUACUCCUUCUAUUCCAGCCUCCGUCUUUCUUCGAUGCCUCGCGUGCUAGUGGUCACCUUGGAGAUGAGAAAUCCGAAGCUUUUCAACAGUCAACAGAUCGAUUGCGAUAUCUUAUGAGUCCUGGUUGUGUCAAUGGGGAAACAUCAGGCAGUCUCGAGACUCUGGCUGAGAUCAGCUCAUAUAGCUGGGCUUUGCAUCCUCACGGAUCAGCACAUCCAAAUGAUCAACUUCUGUGGAAUCUUAAUUUCAUUGAGCUUGCCCUCGAAAGGUGGAAUCAGUCGAGAUUGAUGGGCCCUGAACUCCCAACGAAUUCGCAUCUUUCGACAAUGUUACUGUACCAUUUGACACAUAUCAAUCUCCAUUCAAAUUUGAGAUUGCUACAACGGUCCACGAAAGAUUUCAUGGCCCCAGCAAACAGUCCGAAAAGCAGCAAAACUUACCAAGCUAUUGUCGCAUGGGCAGCUUCUUCGCAUUUCAAAAUCUCCCAUUGGCACUCUGAAGCCAUCCAGAGUCUUGUCAGUGAUGCCAUGUCGGCAGCACGCCGUCGCACUCAGUUACAACCGGAGACGUCCCACAUCCUUGAAUCACCUCAUCUCCCCUUCUGUAUCUACUUCUCAACCUUAAUAUUGUGGUACGGAGCUCGCGCAAAAUCUCAAACAGAUCAGUCCAGCGAUGUUAUCAUCGAUAAUGGCAGCCAGCUACUACUUGGACUCAAGGUGAAAGUGGCAAAGCACCUUGCGAGUGCCCUCAACGAUGUUUUGUCGGAGAACAGUAAAUGUCUGAGCUGA